AUGGGAAAGGGCGCACGCUCCAAGCGAAGUCCCCGCGAUGGUGUGAAGAGACGACACACCCCACAACACCGAGCCACAGAAGUGGAUCCCGCACUCGUCGAACAGUACCGCAAUACACGGCAGCCCAUUAAAAAGAGUCAACUCUUCGAGAAACUGCGAGAACAGACAAAAGACGCCAAACGUGUUCGCCGUGAAACGCGUGAACGAGAACGCAAACUAUUAAAAGAUCGUGCACCUGCGAAGGCCAUUCCAAAAACAAAGGAACGUCUACGUCGCCCUGAUGUGACUAUUGUGGAGGAUAAAAAUGAUACAGAGAUUGUGCGAGAUGAGGCAGAUGAUGAAUUCGCAGCGUACUUUAAAGAGGGAAAGAAACCUCAUAUUCUUAUCACAACUGGUGAACGUCCAUCUUUCCGUACAAAACAGUUUGUAAAGGAAGCACUUUGGUUAUUUCCCAAUUCUGUUUACCGUCCACGGAAGGAUUACACACUGAAGGAGAUUACACAGUACUGUAUCAACCGUGAAUUCACAGAUCUUAUCGUGAUAACAGAACGACUGAAAGAACCGUAUAAUCUCAUCAUCUCACAUCUCCCUGAAGGACCAACUGCAACAUUCCGCGUAUCAAAUUUCUUAACACACGCGCAGCUAUCAGAUCCUGCACCUCGUACAGAACAUUACCCGGAGCUUAUCUUUAAAAACUUUGAUACACGUUUAGGUCGUCGUAUUCACCGUCUUUUGGAAUGUCUCUUUCCAUCAAUUCGAGAUUACGCUGGUCGUGCAGUGGCAACCUUUCAUAAUCAACGUGAUUAUAUCUUCUUACGUACCCAUCGUUAUAUUUUUGAUAGUCUUGAAGCUGUACGAAUUCAGGAGAUGGGACCUCGCUUUACUCUGAGGCUUUUGUCGCUGCAAUCGGGAACAUUUGACACCCAGUUUGGAGAGUAUGAGUGGUUUCGCAAGAAGGAGCAUGACACAGAUAAACUUGAAUGGUAUAUUUAA
Molecule: messenger RNA, 993 nt
Organism: Trypanosoma theileri
Lineage: Eukaryota; Euglenozoa; Kinetoplastea; Trypanosomatida; Trypanosomatidae
Product: putative ribosome biogenesis protein
Exons: 1
Coding region: 1-993 (330 amino acids)
Biological process (GO): maturation of LSU-rRNA; maturation of 5.8S rRNA
Cellular component (GO): preribosome, large subunit precursor; nucleolus
Molecular function (GO): rRNA primary transcript binding
Source: RefSeq, a predicted model, not a curated record